Molecule: messenger RNA, 2558 nt
Organism: Schistocerca cancellata (South American locust)
Lineage: Eukaryota; Metazoa; Arthropoda; Insecta; Orthoptera; Acrididae
Product: E3 ubiquitin-protein ligase siah-1-like
Exons: 1
Coding region: 2-739 (245 amino acids)
Biological process (GO): multicellular organism development; proteasome-mediated ubiquitin-dependent protein catabolic process
Cellular component (GO): cytoplasm
Molecular function (GO): ubiquitin conjugating enzyme binding; ubiquitin protein ligase activity; zinc ion binding
Source: RefSeq, a predicted model, not a curated record
CAUGGCGGGGCAGGUGUCUUGCUGCCCCAACAGUCACGCCACCUGCUGCUCACAGGGUGGCAAGUGCCGGGUCUGCGGUGAGCCGCUGCUACCGCCCUCCACCUACACACUGAACCUGCAACAGCUGGCAGCUGCAGAGCCUGUGGUGCAGUGCGCCCAGCCCGGCUGUCCCGAGCGCGCGCCGUUUCCACAGAUGGCCGCGCACGAGCGCAUCUGCGCGCACCGCCCGAUGCGCUGCCUCGUCGAGCCGGACACCUGUUCGUGGCACGGGCGGCGCGCCGACCUGGAGGCCCACACCCAGGCCCAACACCCGAACCACUUCGUGCGCUUCCCCAGCACAGCAGGCGCCAGCGUCUCGUGGCGCAUCUCCAAGCAGGGCUGCUGUGUCGAUCUGACGCGCCACCUCGUCAUGGCACUGGGCGAGACAUUCGUCUACCAGAAGGAAUUCUGCUACCCGGAGCGCCAGCUGUACAUUGCAGUGCAGUUGGUGGGCCCACCCGAACGCAGCACGCGCUUCCGGUACAAGUUCGAGCUUACCCGCAAUGAGGUGGCCCACUCUGUGACUUUCGAGCGCGCCGUCCAUUCGGAGGACGAGGACUUAAAGCGGGCUGCUGGCCUUGGAGACUGCAUCAAGGUCCCCUACGACACCAUCACUCAGUUCUGUCAUGGCGAGAGGGUGGUUAUGCUGUGCAAAGCCAAAUACCCAUAUAAACAUGAACUGCCUAUUACACAUUUGUAGUUCAACUUCCAGUGAUAAUCACUCAACUGAUUCAAAACAUUUUCAUCAUGUAAUUAUUAGAGGCAACCUCUUGUCAUUAAUGUACAGCCUGACACCAAAUCUACCCCUAUUAAUGUGCUAAAACUCACUGAGACUCUAAAUUCUAAGAAAAGUGUUCACAUAACCAACAAUACUCUUUGAAAUCAAUACACACACUGAGACAAUUACGUCACACUUUUCUGUGUAUCAUUCAUUUGGCUAAUUUCUGCAUUUAUUCAGAGCAAUAUGGCACAGUGGUAAGGCACUGAAAUUUUACUAAGGUCAGUGCCUAAAAUCCCUCUCUGCCCAUCCAGAAUUAGGUCUCCUGUGAUUUUCCCAGUUCACUUUAGUCAAAUCCCAGAAUGGCUUCUUUGAGACAGACACAGCCAUUUUCUUCCCCCAUUCCUCCUGACUCCAACUCCACCACUAUUGACCUUGGCAUCAAUGAGAGGUUAAACCCUCAUGCCUUCCUCCAUUUUUAUGAUGUUUAGAAUGUGUAUAUAAUUCCAAGUGAGCAUUGAAAUUAUUUUGUGGUGGAGUAAUUUUGAAACUGGUCAACUCAGCCUGUCAAGAGUAACCUAGAAGCUUUGAACACUUCAAAAUGUGUUGGUCUGAAAAUGUUUUGAUAUCUUGCAUCAUCCCACUGUUGUGGGAGAUAGUAUUAAUGAUGUUAAUGUACAUACUGACACAUGAUAAGUCAACUGUCAAAAUACUGAGAGACUCGCAAUAGUUAAUAUUUAAAGAGUUUGUGCAUAUGACAUGAGGUGAAGAGAGGGAGAUCUAUGAACCUUUAAGUCACUAGUGCCCUGACGAAUCUCUCUCUAUGAUUCUGAAGGCAUCUCUGAAUUUUCUAUUCGGAAUGCCCAUUGUUCUAUGGAAAACAAUACUUUGUUAUGUUUGUGACAGUGAUUGUUGUUACACCAACAGUAUUCGUUUACAAAAAGUAUAUUUUUGAGUGAGAAAAGAUACGCAUUUGGGUCAGCAAAGGAAAUUAUUCUCUCAUUCCAUAGUGUGUCAUUACAGUGACACAUCAUGAUGACUGAAAGAAAUAGAAUCUCCAUAUCCUUGCAAAUAAAAUUCGGCUCAGUAGAAAAAACUGGAAUGAACAUGUAAUAUAAAUUACUGCAGACAAAGAAACUGGUGCUUUUGUCCUAUAGGGCAUCAGCUUGUCUAUUUGUUUUUUCAUCAUUAUUCAUCAUUAGAAAGCACCACUGAAUGCACAACAGCUUUAAAACAGUAAAUGCAUGUUAUUUCCUCUCCAAGUAGUAGCUCACUUUUCCUGAUGAAGCUGUGUGGACUUUACUCUGGAUUCCUACUAGUGUACAUGCCUCACACCCUCGUGGUUCAUGUGAGAGAUAACACAGGUGCUUGCUAAACUACAGAAAUAGACUGUGUAUUGUAUUACCAUGUGUUUACGUGUGACACUUCCCAUUGUCUGCAUUUAAUCACAAUUGGCAAUAUUUAUUUUUCCUUAACUAACUAUGUACACCAUCCAUUGUCAUUCUUCAUUUGCACUGUACAGUAAUUCUCUAACUGUACUUUUUGAUUUCGUUAGAGUAGUAAGAUAUGAGGUAGGGAGUACUUUGGUAAAUACAGCAGCUCUCAAGUGAAGCUAAAUGCUGUUUCAUAAGAUGCAGUAUUGUUAAGUGAGGUAAGUGAUUUCUUACCAUAACUUUUCCAAGAUGGUUAUUAUGGUAAUGUAUGUCUCUUAGCAAACUUCAGUUUUGAUUGUCUUACAUACCAAUGUCCAAAAAUUCCACUUUUUUUACAAGAAAUGUCUUGUUUAAAAGUCUUUUCUGGC